Messenger RNA from Mustela erminea (ermine), 553 nucleotides. RefSeq names its product thymosin beta 15B (gene TMSB15B). The coding region runs from base 144 to 323 and encodes 59 amino acids. The transcript has 3 exons. The record is from RefSeq and is a predicted model, not a curated record. Gene Ontology annotation, biological process: regulation of cell migration; actin filament organization. Gene Ontology annotation, molecular function: actin monomer binding. NCBI's taxonomy places the organism in Eukaryota, Metazoa, Chordata, Mammalia, Carnivora, Mustelidae. Gene Ontology annotation, cellular component: cytoplasm.
GUCCGGGGCGGGGUCUGCUUCGUGAUCUAUAACUGCAGGGUGCCACGCGGGAAGGUUUAACCUCUUUCAGUGUGUGGAGCGGCGUUGGUCCAGCCGUCGUCCUUUCAACCGUCUUCAAGCCAUCAGCCUUUCUGUUAGUCAAGAUGAGUGAUAAGCCAGAUUUGUCUGAAGUGGAGAAGUUCGACAGAUCAAAAUUGAGGAAAACUAAUACUAAAGAAAAAAAUACUCUUCCCUCAAAGGAAACUAUCCAGCAGGAGAAAGAGUGUGUUCAAACUUCGGAAGAUGGGAAUCUCCUCCCAAGAGCAGUUUUCAGCAAUGCUUGAGUGUCAUGGUUUUGGGCUUGUUUUUUGUUUUUUGUUUGUAAACCUAUGAGCUUGUAGAGGUUUUAGGCACCUUCUGAUACUUCACACUCAUACUCCCUGGCUAAGAUGUCAGGAGUAGCCAAUGUUCCCUUAUAUUCAUUUUUAAACUUCCAUUGGUGCAUAAACUCCAGCUGGCAAAUGUCCAUAAUCUCACCAUUGAUGACCUUUGUGUGUAAAGUCCUUCUACCCAC